This is a messenger RNA of Mercenaria mercenaria, 483 nucleotides long. Its product is annotated as BTB/POZ domain-containing adapter for CUL3-mediated RhoA degradation protein 3-like. The transcript has a single exon. Gene Ontology annotation, biological process: protein homooligomerization. Gene Ontology annotation, molecular function: protein binding. The record is from RefSeq and is a predicted model, not a curated record. The coding region runs from base 1 to 483 and encodes 160 amino acids. Lineage: Eukaryota; Metazoa; Mollusca; Bivalvia; Venerida; Veneridae.
AUGCGUAAAGUGGUCACAUACGACGAUAUCGACAUGGAUGAAACAGAAAAUGAAUUCACUGACAGCAUUGAUCACGAGUUUGACACAGAACCAGAGGACAUUCCCACAGAAGAACACGUACAACAAACCAUAAACUAUAUAGAAGAAACUCAAAAGACAUUCAUUAAAUUAAAUAUUGGAGGCGUUACAUUUAAUACAAGCUACAAAACUCUUUCAAAUUCUCCUGAAUCCGUUCUAGCACAUUUGAGAAACAAGAACCUAACAGUUACCGACAACACCAUUUUCAUAGAUAGAAGCGGGAAACAUUUUGAAUACCUCCUAAAUUUUCUUCGCAAUGGCUGUGUUAUACCCCAGAGCUUAUUACCUUCUAAUAUCACCAUCACGGAAGAAAUCCUUAUGGAAUCGAGAUUUUACAAUAUCUGUGAACUGACUAGGAAACUGGAGACACAUCUACGACAUCUCAAGCUGGGCACCAUCAACUAA